Messenger RNA from Aethina tumida (small hive beetle), 4979 nucleotides. RefSeq lists its product as uncharacterized. Bases 262 to 4614 code for a protein of 1450 amino acids. NCBI's taxonomy places the organism in Eukaryota, Metazoa, Arthropoda, Insecta, Coleoptera, Nitidulidae. Gene Ontology annotation, cellular component: membrane. The transcript has 23 exons. The record is from RefSeq and is a predicted model, not a curated record. Gene Ontology annotation, molecular function: G protein-coupled receptor activity.
UAUACAAAGUCGCAUAGUUCGCGGGAACCGCGUACGCGCCGUCUGUCUUUUUUGCGGUGUGCGAUCUCCGGUCGGCGUUUCGUCGGAGCGUUGUUGUUUUUCGUUUUGUGAUUGUGACCUGACUGACGUUCUCUGGUUUGUGACCUGUGUGCGGGUGUAUGGAACUUGUAACCCAAAUCCAUUUUAAAUGCUGAAGAUUGUGAAAGUAAGCGGAUUUUAAUCCUGGUGAUCCGAUGAAGUGAACCCCACGAGGUGCACAAUAUGUCACGUUUCAAAAGCCGCGCAGCUCCGCUGCUCCUGCUGAUGUUAGCAUUGGCCAGAGCCCACCCGGAGUGCGGCGGCACCUUCACCGCAGUGCGCGGCGUCCUGCAGACGCCGGGCUUCCCGAAACCCUUCCCCGUGCCAAUCCACUGCAAAUGGAUCAUCGACGCGUCCCAUCUGUCGACCGACAAAACUUCCAUCGUCGUCUAUCUAACGCAGCUCUUCGUCUUCGGCGGCCUCACGUUCACCGACUACGUCUUCUACGACAGGAACUUCCCCGUCAUGGGCAAGGUGCUGCACAAAGUCAACGAGACGAACGUGAUCCAGGCGCGGUGGGUCAGGACGAAUCUCACCUAUUUGGUGAUCGAGCUCGAUCUGGAGAGCGACGUCGGCGAACAUCUGCGUGUGCUCGACAACUUCCUGGACGUGUACGGGUUCAAUAUCACGUACGAGAUAACGGACGGUGGCAUCAGACCGAAUUCCUGCACCAUGAUGACGUGCGGAUUCACCGGGAUUUGCUACGACCAUUUCAAUAAAUUUUCCUGCGAUUGCUUCGACGGUUAUACAGGACCUCAAUGUUCGGACGGGCCGAAAUCCCUGUGCUACAAUAACGGCGUCCCGACGUGCAAAAACAACGCGACCUGUGUACACUGCGGGACUCCGGCGAUAAUAUGUCACUGUAAAGAGGGAUACGCGGGCCGUACAUGCGAGAACCGCGUGCCCGCAUCGCCGAAAAGAGGCUGCAACAAUUGCCCGAUACAGUGUCCCAAUGAGAAGGGCAAUUCCAAAACCGGCUCGAAUGAUAUGAUUGGUUAUUCGGCAACGAUGCACUUAUCCAACUUGCCGAAUCAGGACGACUCGAAGCUCCAGAACUACAUAAAGAUCCAGCUUUUACGGGCCAUAAGGAGUAACUUCUCCAAGGUGGAUAACGUCUCGAUCGACAGCGUGAACCAUUUCAUGUCUGGCGUCGACGUGGCAUUCCAUUUUUAUUGGCUGAAGAGGGAGGAGAAGAAGGUCAGAGCUGUAUUAAGCAAGUGGGUGGAGAAAGGAUACUUCGGCAACAUAACUGUAUUAGACAAGGAGCUCCAAUUAAGGACCGUACUAUCGAUUCAGAGUUUCACCGUGAACCAACCGGGAAUAUUGAGGCGAGGCGACGAAGUAAUCUUGUCCUGUGUGGCACGGGGAUCUCCCAGCAUGACUUUCAGAUGGUUUAAGGAACAUCUCUCUAUAAAUGUGACUUCUGAGAGUCAUAAGUGGACCAGAUUGAUUAAGGAUCCGCACGUGCAGGAUCAAUACACCGCCCUGUUGGCCGUGCAAAAGGCCGACUACUUGGACGACGGCCUUUUUAUUUGUCAAGUCGAGGACUUCAACGUGCAGCAGUGCAUGUCGCACAGAAUACAAGUGGGCAAACCGCCCAACAUUAAAAUUGAACCGAUGAGUAUCACAGUGCAAAAAGGCGAAAACUUUACCAUAAAAUGCAUCACCCAGGACGACACGAACGGCAGGAUAUUUAAUUACAUUUGGACAAAAAGUAAAACGCUACUGCCUGUGAAAACCGACACCGAAAGAUACGAAGUUUUAUAUCCUUCUGGGUCUAUACUGCAAAUAUUCAACGCCGAGAGAGACGUGCAGUAUUCCUGCAAGGUGCAGGACGGAUCCACCCUGUCGUCCGAAAAAGUGGUGAACGUAUACGUGGUGAACAAAAUCGAGGUGGGCACGUGUCCGAGACACGUGUACCUGAACCAGUCGUGGCCGGAGACGGCGCCGCAUUACGGCACCGUGCAGCCGUGUCCCGAGGGAUACGCCGGCACCGUGUACCGCGGCUGCAUCCUGAGGGACGGCAAAAAUCCGUCGUGGGACACGCCGGACUUCUCCCAGUGCACCCACAAUAAACUGGUGCGGCUACAGAAGCUGUUGGAACUUUUGAAAUUGGGUUACGUGAGCAUGUCUCCUGAGCGGCUGUUCCAAACGAUACUGAAGCAGCUACAAAUUACGAAGUCCCUGCUUCCAGGCGAGGGUGCCAGACACUUGGCCAUUAUCAACGAAAUGCUGGACUACUUGAGGAGGUCCAGAAGUUCCAUUAACAGCUUGACCAACUUGACGCUCGCCUCCAUCGAUCGGAUACUAAUGGACAGAAACUCGUUGCUCAAUCAGACGCACGUGCAAAUGGUACCGCAAGUACUGGAGACCUACUUGGAGAUUUUCACUCCGGUUUUAAUAGGGAACGAGUCCUCCAGUCAAAUUACUUACCCAACUUUGGGUAUAACUUUGCUGAAUCUGACUUGCAUUAAUGAACGCAAUUUUUACAUCCCGCCUUUGGGUGUUAACAAUGACGACUUGAAAGGAAUUACCAUCGACGGGAGGUUUUUACUUGAAAAGGACAAGGAUAAGAAUAAUAUGCUUACAAUGACUGUGUAUAAAAACAUUUCUGUAUUUUUACCUCCGCGAUCAUAUUUACGUAUAAAGGACGGCUCGGAAAUCCAGUACGAAAUCGUGUCGGAUGUUCUGACAUUCGAGAGCGACGCGAAGAUUAAUUCGUUGCAGAUCAGCUUCCCGGCGCGGACGUCGACGUCCCGUCACGACAAUUACAGCGCGUCGGACGUGUGGAGCGUCAGGUGCGCGUCCGCCGACGUCGCCUCCUUCACCUACACCUGGGACAUAUACAGCUGCAAGACGCAAACCCUCGACGACGCGACGGUUCAGUGUGACUGUCCCUACUCCGAGACCGUCGCUCUGCUACUGACAACCACUCCGUUGAAGAGCUCUGCCAGUGACGAAGACGAUCCUCGAAGAUACGUGUUGAUUGGUGGUUGUUCCCUUUGUAUGGCUCUGGCUCUUUUCACGACUGCUUGUUUGGCCACUUCCUGCUGGAUGCAACGGCUGACCUGUCUUAUUUUCCUCAAGCUGCAGUGUUCCCUGUCGAUUUUCUGCAGUGCUCUACUCUUUACGCUGGCUACUGUUACGGGACCAUCGAAGAUUUACUACAUAUAUUUUAUAACAUCCCUGGAGACUUUUAUACUUUUGGCGUUAUCCAGUCAUUUGAGCAAACUUUUGAUAGUUUUUACUGAACUUGUCCAUUUGCCUCGACCAGUUACCUCCAAAGAGACCGUAAUCGGAAUAAUUUCAGGAGUUCCUAUUAUCACAGUAUUCGGCAGUCACAUCGCAUACCGAACAAUGGAUAUUAAAUUGUCCUCGUGGUGGAUGAUCGUCAAUUCAUUCUCGUUCAACCUGUACGUUACUGUGAUUGCAAUUAUAACGCUUCUGUUCAUAUUCGUUUAUGUCACCGUAAUGAAAAAGCUCCGGGUUUUGGCGCAGCAACAUGCGAAACACGAAAAGUCCAUCAACAAAAGGGCCGCAUUAUUGAGAAGGUCAGCAUGCCUUUUCACGGCAAUUUCAAUCCUGUCAAUCAGCAGCAUAGUUUAUGUGAACAAACCGCACCCGAUUUGGUCGUUGUACCAAUUUGCCGGGGCCAAUGUUGUUUUGGGGGUGGUUUUGAUUGUGUGUUACGUAAUAAGAGGCGAGACCGAAUUCCACAGUCUGUUCCACGCUACUUCGAAGCUAAACAAAGACGAUAAGUUCUUCAGUGUGGACUCCACAAGUAGUCCUUUGAAUUUCUUAGCAAAACAGGAAGCGGAAGUGGAAAAUGAGUCGGGCAUUCUGGCGAAACCGGACAUCCAUCCGGGGAGUUCGACACGUGUCCCCGACCGCAUGAUGGACACCAUCUGCAAGCCGCAGGGCAUGUCCACAUUCGAAACUCGCACUCAAAACAGCACCAGCUUCUGCGAUGCCGACGCGCAGCUCGCCUCCGAGAAGCUGGAGUGUUACAGCAGCAGCCCCCAGCAAUUUCGUAAGUUCGCCUCCAACUCCCACCAUUCCCCGGACAUUUUGGCCAGCAAGGUUUGCGUGGAACUGGACUUGGUCGCGUCCGUUCAAAACAAGCUGCAAACCGCCUCACCGACGAUACACUGCAGGCGAACGACCUUCUCUAAUCUUCCGGAAGAAGCCAUCACGAAAAUCCUUGAGACUGGACUUCAGAGUGAGCCAAGGACUCAGCCGGACGGCCACGAAAAUAAAGUAGUCGCGGUCACCGAUUUGGACGAAAUUCCGCCACCGCCUCCGCCCCCCAGUGCUGACAAAUUGGACGGUAUGUUGGACAGAAUUUGUCACGAUCUAGAUUUUUUGCUGAACAGGAGUGGUGAGGUGGUGGAACUGGAAGAAAACGUUGUGUCAACUUCUAGCCUGAGAAGAAUUUCCAAGCCUCCCAGUUUGAGUGUGAUCCACCAGAUCAAGGAGGAAGAGGAAAGUCAGGAAUUACAGGAGCCCAUUACAGACAUUUUACGAACUGAGUGUUGAAUAAUUUUAUACAAAAGUAUGAAUAUUGAGUUCCAAUAUUACAGGGUAUUUUGUUACUGAGGAUGUUUGUUAAUUUUCUUAAGAGUUUUAUAUAUUUUGUUGACCAAUUUUAACUAGAGUUUGUUUAAAAUGGUUAUUAAUGAUAGAUUCCAAUAUAUGUACAAGAAAUUAUCGGGUAGUUUCUACAUAUGAUAUGUGGUAAAUUGGCAAUCAAAAUUUAUAUUUGUUUUUUUAUAAAAAUUUUUAUUUUCAUUUAGAAACUGUAAAAUAAAUGAAUGAACAAUGAAUGUUGCAAUAUCUUACGAACAAUUUUGUAUUUUGUGCCUUAUUGUACAUAAUAAAUGUUUUCAUUUUACUAAAUUGUU